UUUACAUGGAGAUAGGUGACUGUGUAGAGUGUGGUGCUGGAUGUGAGUUGGGGACUUGUAACGCUAAUACCGGCGGAUGUAGCUGUAGACCUGGGUGGAAAGGACGUCGAUGUGCCACACGUUGUACUGAGGGAACAUACGGACGACGCUGUACAGGGCUGUGUAGCACGGGAUGUAAACAAGGAUCCUGCCACCACAUCACCGGUGACUGCAACAGUGAGUGUAAAGACGGAUGGAGAGGUCCUCGUUGUGAAGAGCAGUGUCCUGACGGCUCGUAUGGUGACAAUUGUGUUUCGACAUGUUCACCUGGAUGUCGUGUAUUCCCAUGUGAUAAGAAAACUGGAAAGUGUAAAUAUGACGGAGGUUACUACUGUAUACGUGGAUGGACAUCUGGGUCUUCUUACUUGAACAGAUGUGACAGAUGCAGUGUCGGCUAUUACCAAAACGUACAAGACUGUACACAGUGUGGAGCUGGAUGUAAUGGAGGGUGUGAUGGCACGAACGGUCACUGCACAUGUAAAACUGGCUGGACGGGAACUAGAUGCAACAUCUGUUCCCCGGGGUCAUACGGAGAGAACUGUGUGCUGAAUUGCUCAAGAGGAUGUGUCAACCAGACUUGUGACAGGACCACUGGACGUUGUGACAUGUGUCUGGAUGGAUGGGAACACAAGGACCAGAACACAUCAAGAUGCGACAAAGAAUGUGAUGAUGGAAGGUACGGUGAACAGUGUAACGAUGAAUGCAACAUCCACUGUGUCAAUGCUACGUGUCAUCAUGUCAAUGGUUCCUGUACUCAUGGCUGUCUUGACGGAAGAAGUGGCAAAUAUUGUGAAGUUUCUGAAGCCGAACACCAGAAUGUAAAACUCAUCGCUGGACUUCUUCUCUUCCUAAUUGCUGUUAUAGCAGUUGUAAUGUGUGCUGUUGUCUACUUUCGAGAGCCGUUGAGAAGAUUAAGAGGAAAAAAGACUGGGGAAGACAUGACCAACGGUUUGAGCUUCCCUAUGGCAGCCCGGGAAGGCCAGGGUGCAUCGGAAAACGGAGCCGUCUACGACGAUGACGAGGCUAUCUAUAUCAAUGUUCCCAGUAGUGUUCCAGUGGCAGUCAGUGGCCUCAAGGACUUCGUUGCAAAGAAGAAAGCCACAAAAGAAAUCUUGGUGAAAGAGUAUGCUGAGCUUCCCAAAGGUCUGACAGCUAUUCACGACAAAGCACUGACGCAAGUGAACAGUCCAAAGAAUCGAUUUAAAGGCAUUUACCCGUACAACCACUCUCUGGUCGUGCUGAAAGGCCCGAGUGGAAGCAGUGGCUACAUAAACGCCAGCUUCAUUGAUGGACCAACAAGGGGAAAAAAGUACAUUGCAACACAGGGGCCCCUGCCUCACACCGUCGUGGACUUCUGGGAGAUGAUCUGGCAACAAAACGUGCCUGUCAUCGUCAUGCUGGCCAAUAUCAUUGAAGAUGGAAGGAGACGGUGUGAGCCGUACUGGCCCAAUGAACCAGGCGAGGAUUCCAAGACGUUCGGCCCCUGGAAGAUCACAGUAGCUGACUCCUGUCCCCUUGCUGACUUCACCAUCAGAACGCUCAAGAUGAGGAAGGGAGCGACGGAGAAGACCGUGAAACAUGUUCACUACAUGGUGUGGCCUGACAAGGAUGUGCCAGACAACACCAUGUCUCUGGUGGACCUCAGGAACAAAGUCAGGACCUUCUGUGACUUUGCGGAAGGUCCCAUGGUGGUACACUGCAGUGCUGGCGUAGGCAGGACAGGAACUUUGAUUGCUCUGGACUCUCUGAUAGAAGACGCAGAGACCCGCAGCAAGGUGGACAUCUACGGCUGUGUCUGGCGGCUGAGGAACUUCAGAGUCAGCAUGGUGCAGACACAGUCCCAGUAUGUGUUCCUGCACGACUGCAUCCUGGACGCUCUGUGUCAUACAGUGCACCCCACACCCGCCAGUUUCUAUGACAACGCGUAUAAACAGCUGAAGAGAGACUCUGGCAUUGCUGUUGCCUAUCAGAAACUCAGCGAGUGUCCUGAGACAGAUCAUCUAAGUGACGCUGCCAGAGACCUGGAGAACAUCAACAGAAACAGGAGCGAGGACAUUCUUCCUGGAGACAAGCAUCGCGCUAUUCUCUCAACCCAUAUUGCAGGAGGCACUGACUACAUCAACGCCGUCAUCGCACCGUCGUAUGAGAAGCGGGAGGCUUUUAUCCUCACUCAAAUCCCCCUGACGUCGACGGUGGUUGACUUCUGGCGACUGGUCCACGACUACGACAUCCGUGGCAUUGUCCUGCUGGAGAACUACACCGACUUGGACGCAAAGUGUGGCGUGUUCUGGGCCAAGGACAACAAGCCGGCCAAGUUUGGCCCCUUCAGCGUAGGUGAAGGCAAGACUGAGAAACAGACCGGCUUUACCAUGGAGAAGAUCUCCUACAGUCUGGGGACCGAAGAAAAAGACGUAACUGUGUUCCGGUCUUCCGCCUGGCCUCAGAAGAGUUCACUUCCGGAAUCCCCAUCUAGCCUCCUGAGCUUAAUCGACUUUCUCAGACAGUGGAACACCGGGACAUCACCCCUCCUAGUUGUCUGCAGCGACGGUGCCACCCGAAGCGGUCUGUUCUGUGUAGUGGCCAGUGCAGUGCAGCGACUGCUGUUAGAGAAAGAAGUUGCCCUCCAGCAGACGAUACGCAGCAUACGUUUUGUCAGAAAACAGGUUAUUCCUAACCGGGAACAAUUUGAAUUCUGCUUUGACUCUGUGAAGGUCUACAUGGACAGUUCCCAGGAAUAUUCAAACUUUGCUUGAGAAGAAUAUUUUAUUGAGUUCAGUUAACUUUAUCUUUGUGUUUUUCUUUUUUACGUUGUUAUAAUUCCACUAUGUUAUUCUUGUUUUUUUUCAUUUAUUGAAAAUAUGAAUACAAUUUUUGUGUUAUUUCAAAUGAUUUCAAGUCCACUCUGUGAGAAUUGUUUACGUGAAAUAAUCUGAAUACUAUCUCAGAAGCUUUAAAGAUACAUACAUGUAACUGACAUAUUUAUUUUCAGAUUGGUCUCGUCAAUGUGAAUACUUUUGUGAGAGUACGUUUGGUUUGUUCUUAAAUAUUAUUGUCCAAGACUAUUGGUUUUGUUACCACACAGUGCGACGUAGAUUAAGCUUAGAUAAAAUCAAGAUAUGUUUACAAAAGGGUAUGACGAUAUAUAUUUUCCUGAAUGCCUCGUAUUGUCAGGCUGAUAUCAACUUGUCAGUAUUUUCAGUUACUUUGAUUAUUUGUUUUUGAUUCAUUUUAUAUAAAUUACUGUUUCAUUUUUGUUUAAUAGCUUUCCUCCUUGGAUUAUAAUUUACGUGCAAACGCGGGAUAUCCUCGUAACAGUUAUUUCUAUUGUUAAAAAGUGACUCAUCAAAUAAUAAAAAAAACUCAAAUGUCUGAUUGGUUUAGAAGGUUUGCGUUUCCUUAAUGCUGCUUUCAGGUAGAUUUCCCGUUUAUUGUUCCUGGUUUAGGGACAGUCUUUCCAUGUUUUUGUUCCUGCUUAAAUGUAUAUGUAAAUUUAGAUUUUUCACUUGCAUGUCGGCUGUUGUUUAGAGUCCACUUUAGGCGUAUAUAUCGAUGAGCAAAGUCAUCUGGAAAGUGUGAAUUAAAUUAAAGCCCAUUUAUGACUCUAUUUUUAAACGAUCCAUUAUUUUCCAUAAAUGGAUAGUUGGGGGUAUAUAAUGUGCACUUGGAAUUAACUGAACUAUUUCGUAUUUUGACAAUCAAGUGAAUGAUUCCAAUCUUUGUCCGAAGCUCGUGUCGCCAGCGGGUUCGAACCUGCAUCCUAUAAUUUGAGGACGUGUAAUAGUCAACCUCGGCUUCGGCGAUACAUGACAGAACGUUGUUAAAAUAACUAUUACAUAUUUUUAUUUUGUAUAAAAUGUAAAGGCUUAAUGAAUUAUAUGUACAAUGUUGUGUAUGUAAUGUUACCUAUAACAAUGUUCAUACUGAAGUUUAGACAAUCCUCUGAUAAAAAAAAAAAAAACUUCUAAAAACCAGAAGCUUAUGUGUGCUCUACAUUUCCUAUUGCCCUUAUCAACAUGUACUAAAAACGUACAACCGAUGGAUAAAAAACUUGCUUAGGUCCCCGUGAAAUGGCUAAGCGCCUUGUACCAUGUAUUGCAAAAGUUCAACACUCGGUGGAGCCUGGCGCAAGUAGGGAUGUAAUGAAAGUCUGAGAAAGUAGGGAUGUGUUUUAAGCCCCAGAACAAACAAGUAACAGUUAACAGUUACUUGAACAAAUACAAUUGAAACAGAAAAUUAAACUUAAGAGGUAUGAUCAGUAGGGUUUUGCAGUGAUUCCGUUUUAACUGUGUUGUUCAACUUGUUUUUCAUUUAUUGUAUUUGUUUAUGUUGUAAUAUAAUCAAAAUACUUCAUUUUAAUAUUCUCCUGAUUAAAUAUCCUAUUAAUACUUUAAUGCCGCUGUCGGUCUGGAAAACCCGACUCACACAAUCUCAUACAGUCGCCUCAGAAAUACCAUGUUUGAUUCUAAUUCAACAGAAUUAUAUGUGCGGAACACAAAGUUAUGAAAAUACACAAAAUAAAUGAAAGAUCAACAUUAGAAAUUGUUUAGCAUUGUUCAUUAACAUGUUUUUAUGUAUGCGAACUAGACACUCACCAGCGUGAACAAGCUUGUAGCAUGGACGUUGACAUUAAACAGUCAAUAGGACAGAACGUUCGUGAAUGUCCCGACCUGUUCAGGUGAUUAGAGGGAAAGGUUAACGACACAAGCGAGGUCUAGAUGUCAGCACAACACCUGACAUGUAUUUUCAGUUAUAUUGCAUGUGUUGUUUCAGAAUAUUCUAUAUUUUUUAUUAUUUUUGUUAUUUUUAUUCUUAUUAUUUGAAAACUUAUAUUUUUUCUAUUUCUAAUAAAUAAAAGCAUCCUAAUUAUGA
This is a messenger RNA of Haliotis rufescens (red abalone), 4908 nucleotides long. Its product is annotated as receptor-type tyrosine-protein phosphatase epsilon-like. NCBI's taxonomy places the organism in Eukaryota, Metazoa, Mollusca, Gastropoda, Lepetellida, Haliotidae. The transcript is spliced from 24 exons. Gene Ontology annotation, molecular function: protein tyrosine phosphatase activity. The record is from RefSeq and is a predicted model, not a curated record. Bases 6 to 2792 code for a protein of 928 amino acids. Gene Ontology annotation, biological process: protein dephosphorylation.